Carassius carassius (crucian carp) is the source of this 1599-nucleotide messenger RNA. Its product is annotated as EGF-containing fibulin-like extracellular matrix protein 1. The record is from RefSeq and is a predicted model, not a curated record. The transcript is spliced from 9 exons. The coding region runs from base 139 to 1347 and encodes 402 amino acids. NCBI's taxonomy places the organism in Eukaryota, Metazoa, Chordata, Actinopteri, Cypriniformes, Cyprinidae. Gene Ontology annotation, molecular function: calcium ion binding.
CCUCUUAUAAGAGCAUGAUCGCAGGCAGCUCAUGUGUGAGAGACUUCAAGCUACAGUGGAAUAAAACACACAGGGUAAGAUCCUCCACUCACUUCACACACACACACAGUCAGGACUUUGGGGAAGAGGGGGACUGUCAUGCUUGAUAAGGUCACAAUGUUGGGGAUCAGCUUGUGUUUGAGUGUCGCCAUCCACUUCGCAGUGUCUCAGGAAACAGAAGCUCAGGAUCCUGUCACUUAUACGGCAAGCAGAUCACUUUUUGACCUGUACUUAUUGUUUUCUUUGCCUUUGACUCUUCUUUUGCAGUGCACUGAAGGUUAUGAAUUUGACUAUGACAAACAAAGCUGUAAAGAUAUAGAUGAGUGCAAGACACUGCAGGAAGCCUGCAAAGGGGGCAUGAAAUGCGUCAAUCAUUUUGGUGGUUACCUCUGCCUUCCCCACAACGCUCGGAUAAUCAUCAGUAACGGCGAGGAUGAGCCCACUAACCCCCCACCAGUGGAAAGAGUAGAUGUUCAGCCCGGCUUACCCCCCAUCUCCAGGGGUGAUUACUCAAGAGUCAUUCAUAGCUCAUCACAUACACUCCAGUGUGGCGUGGGUUUCUUGUCGGACUCUCAGAACUACUGCAGAGAUGUGAAUGAAUGUCUAACUGCAAACCCUUGCCAACAUCAGUGCUACAAUCUGAUUGGCUCUUUCCUCUGCCAAUGUGAAGUCGGAUAUGAACUGGCUUCAGACUCAGUCUCCUGCCAAGAUAUCAAUGAGUGUGAAUUCUCAAAUUACAUGUGCCAGUUCCAGUGUGUGAAUCAGCCCGGCGGAUACCAGUGUGUGUGUCCUGACGGAUACCAGCUCCAAGGGACGCGGAUGUGCCAAGAUAUAAACGAGUGUGAAACAGCACAGAACUGCAGAGAAGAUGAAAUGUGUUGGAAUUACUAUGGAGGAUUCCGUUGCUAUCCCAGAAACCCCUGCCGUGAGCCAUAUGUCAAAACAGGCGAAGGACGCUGUAGGUGCCAGUCACCAAAUGUUUGCAGAGGAAUGCCGCCUGUCAUUGUCUAUAAGUACAUGAGCAUCUUUUCCGAACGCACAGUGCCUGCGGAUAUCUUCCAGAUUCAAGCUACCAGUGUCUACCCCAACAUGGUAAACACCUUCACCAUCAAAUCUGGCAACGAGGGAGGAGAAUUCUACCUGAGGCGCUCCAGUAAUGUAAGUGCCAUGUUGGUGAUGACCAAACCCUUGACUGGACCUAGAGAGCAUGUUGUGGACCUGGAGAUGGUUACCCAGAGUAAUGUCUUGAGCUACCGUUCCAGCUCACUGCUGAGACUCACCAUUAUUGUGGGUCCGUACCCUUUCUAAAUCAUCUAGAUCGACCGAAGCAGCACCUUGGUUUUAUGUGUGUACUGCAGCUUACAAUGUUUAAAAUGUUCAACACAGCAUGGCUACCUGGUUGUAGUCCAGAUCAAUGUUCCUUAACUGGUUGGCUGAGACACAAACAUGCGUCAAAAACCAGUUCCAAAUCAACCAAUAGAUAUAAAUGUCAGAUUUUUUAAGAUUUAUGAGUUCACGUUUGUUUGAUGAAUCUUUUGUAUAAUAAAUUUUGAUACUGUG